AUGGGGACAAGUAGAUGUAAUCCCAGAGUGUACGGCGGAGGAAGCGUCUUCACUGCUAGUCAGCAUGGUGUGUGGAAGAGAAUGAUGUAUGCUCUACCGCUGCAAACAGUUUCAAGCUCUACCCAGUUCCGAUGGAUCCAACAUUCUGCUGGUCAUAUGGCCCCAAUGUGGUCCAUCGAUGAUGUGUACAUAGGCAUUAGAUGUCCCAAUAUAUGCAAUGGACAUGGAGCAUGUGGGUCUGACGGGCGAUGUCAAUGUGACCAGAAGUAUAUUGCCGAUGACAACUAUCACCCCUCACCCUCACCCACCACCCUCACCCUCACCCACCACCCUCACCCUCACCCACCACCCUCACCCACCACCCUCACCCACCACCCUCACCCACCACCCUCACCCCUCACCCACAACCCACCCUCACCCAUAACCCUCACUCACCACCCACCACCUUCACCCUCACCCUCACCCACCACCCUCACCCACCACCCUCACCGACCACCCUCACCCACCACCCUCACCCACCACCCUCACCCACCACCCUCACCCACCACCCUCACCGACCACCCUCACCCACCACCCUCACCCACCACCCUCACCCACCACCCUCACCCACCACCCUCACCCACCACCCUCACCCACCACCCUCACCCACCACCCACCACCCUCACCCACCACCCACCACCCUCACCCACCACCCACCACCCUCACCCACCACCCACCACCCUCACCCACCACCCACCACCCUCACCCACCACCCACCACCCUCACCCACCACCCUCACCCUCACCCACCACCCUCACCCUCACCCACCACCCUCACCCUCACCCACCACCCGCACCCUCACCCACCACCCGCACCCUCACCCACCACCCGCACCCUCACCCACCACCCGCACCCUCACCCACCACCCGCACCCUCACCCACCACCCACACCCACCACCCACCACCCGCACCCACCACCCACCACCCACCACCCUCACCCACCACCCGCACCCUCACCCACCACCCGCACCCUCACCCCGCACCCUCACCCACCACACCUUUUUUCGUUAA
Messenger RNA from Asterias rubens (European starfish), 1050 nucleotides. Its product is annotated as extensin-like. Gene Ontology annotation, molecular function: lipoprotein particle receptor binding. NCBI's taxonomy places the organism in Eukaryota, Metazoa, Echinodermata, Asteroidea, Forcipulatida, Asteriidae. The coding region runs from base 1 to 1050 and encodes 349 amino acids. The record is from RefSeq and is a predicted model, not a curated record. The transcript is spliced from 3 exons. Gene Ontology annotation, biological process: central nervous system development; neuron migration.